This is a messenger RNA of Doryrhamphus excisus (bluestripe pipefish), 8348 nucleotides long. The record is from RefSeq and is a predicted model, not a curated record. NCBI's taxonomy places the organism in Eukaryota, Metazoa, Chordata, Actinopteri, Syngnathiformes, Syngnathidae.
GGAUAAUGGGCGAGGAGCGCAUUGCAAUGGCCGCCGUGUAGUACCCUCCCUGCACAAUUAGCCAAUCAGCAUCCGCCAGGAACGCGCAUAAAAGAAGAAGAUUGCAGCAGAGGCGCAGAAGGAGACUUGAGCAGGGGAAUCGCAUGCACGCUCGACACAACAAAAAAGGAGAAGAAGAAAAAAAAAAAAAAAAAAGCAAAGCAGCAGACCAACCAGAAGACCACCCCUCCUUUUUCUCCUCCUCCUCCUCCACCACCACCUCCUCCCAUCCUUGGACACACCCUGCUUGAGGAUCACUGCUUCUCUCUCUACUAUUUUUUUUUCCUCUCUCAUUACCGCCCUCCGCCGUCGCCCACGCCGUUCGGACGGAGAGCUCUUCCUCCUCCAUCGUCCUGCAGAAAGCCCCCUUCUCUUUCCUUCCUCAUUUUCAUCCUAUAGAGGGACCCCUAUACAACCUCCAGCAGGCUGAGACCCCGCUUAAAGGCCCCAGCUUGUUAUUUUUUAUCUUUUUUUUUUUCAUUUUCAUUUUGGAACUCCUCAAAAAAAAAAAAAAAAGGGGUGCGACGACAGCACCGAAGCUUGGUUGAAGCUUUCAAGAUCAACGCGCAGAAGAGGGACCUAGUUUUCCUUUCCAGUGUACGUCAAGAAUGGUUACUCAGAUAAUCAGCACCAUGGAAACCCAGGUGUCCAACGGUCCGAGCGGAACUAGCCUGCCCAACGGCCCCGUUAUUAGCACCAACGGCGCUACGGACGACAGCAAAACCAACCUGAUCGUCAAUUACCUGCCUCAGAAUAUGACGCAGGAGGAGUUUAAGAGUCUGUUCGGCAGCAUCGGGGAGAUCGAGUCGUGCAAACUCGUCAGGGACAAGAUCACGGGUCAGAGUCUGGGCUACGGCUUUGUGAACUACGUGGAUCCAAACGAUGCGGACAAGGCCAUCAACACACUCAAUGGUCUCAAACUGCAGACUAAAACAAUCAAGGUAUCAUAUGCCAGGCCGAGCUCGGCGUCUAUUCGUGACGCAAACCUUUACGUCAGCGGACUCCCCAAGACCAUGAGCCAGAAGGACAUGGAGCAGCUUUUCUCCCAAUACGGUCGCAUCAUCACAUCCCGCAUCCUAGUGGACCAAGUCACAGUCGGAGCAGGCAUAUCACGGGGAGUGGGCUUCAUCCGGUUUGACAAGCGAAACGAAGCGGAGGAGGCCAUCAAGGGCCUGAACGGACAGAAGCCUCUGGGCGCCGCCGAGCCCAUCACUGUCAAGUUCGCCAACAACCCCAGCCAGAAGACGGGCCAGGCUUUGCUGACUCAGCUGUAUCAGACGGCCGCCCGCCGCUACACAGGGCCACUGCACCACCAGACGCAGCGAUUCAGCGUGAUCCCUUCUCUUGGAAAGGGACCAGAUCCAAAUAGCAGCUCAAAACCAAUACUCGACAAUUUACUAAACGCCAGCUACGGAGUCAAGAGCUCUCCCGCUCUCUUCCCCAGAUUCUCACCCAUCACCAUUGACAGCAUGACCAGCCUCGCCGGCGUCAACCUCACCGGUCCCACCGGAGCCGGCUGGUGCAUCUUUGUGUAUAAUUUGUCACCUGAAGCGGAUGAAAGCGUCCUGUGGCAGCUCUUCGGGCCUUUCGGUGCCGUCACCAACGUCAAGGUCAUCCGUGACUUCACUACCAACAAAUGUAAGGGCUUCGGUUUUGUCACCAUGACCAACUACGACGAGGCCGCCAUGGCAAUCGCGAGCCUUAACGGCUACCGCUUGGGUGACCGCGUGCUGCAGGUUUCCUUCAAGACCAGCAAGCAACACAAGGCCUGAGGGAGUAGGGCGGGGCCUGCUGGCGCCAGCACCUUUGACCUGCACGGGGAGGGGUGGGGGAUUACCUGAGCUCCCUGUGCCAUCACUCUAUUUAUGGGCCUGGACUGAGUCUCUCUCUCUGACGCUUUCUCACACAAAUCCACACUAUAUAAUCGCAAACACACACACACAUAUCGACAACACAUGACCAAACCGAUCCAUAGGCAAGCAUCCACAAGUCAGAGUUUCAAACAAAAACACUAGUGGAGUUUUUCCUGUUCUCUUUCCACGACAUGCUAGUCCUUCCCUGUCUUUGCCUGGAUUGAAUUAGAAGGGUUGCGUAGCUGCUUUGUUGGGUAGGGGGGUUAAGAGCGAUCUAUUUAGGAGACAGUCUAACGAAUGUGACAAAGAAUGUGCUUUGAUUGAAUUCAGGCAAAUGAUGGCAACUGAUGAACAAAACAGAAAAAUAAUAAGAAUAGCGAUCAAAAAAUGAUGUGCAAUUUACCCCAAAACUUUAACCCCUACAUCACCUCCUGUUUUCUUGCUUGGAGAAGAUGGAGUCACUUUUUUUUUUUUUUUUUUUAAACACUUGGGGCAUUUUGAAAAUCGGUGACUUUUUUUAAGAUCAAAGAAAAUGAAAUGAAAAAACAGUGUUCUCUUAUAUACGUCUAUCAAAAUAUAACUAUAUAUUCAAUAUAUAAGGUGGUAAUAAUAGCCGAAUAUGUAAGCAUUUUCUAAAAAACCUUGACUACUGUUUCCUGACGUGCUUUAUUGAGGUGGCAAAGGCAGUUUUUCUCUACCCCCCCGUGUGAGCUUCUAAAGCUCUGACCUAAUGUGACACACACAGUAGGCGACUUCAUUAAUCCGGGAACCGCAACAAAAACUAGUCUGAAUGCCAUAAGAAUCUUCCCUCCACCACUCCGAUAUUCAUAAUAAAAUAUUACAGAAAUAGAAGUUCACAAGAGCAAAAAUGACUAAUCUGUCCUCGGGUUGUGUUAACAAGAAGCAAAUUGUCUAUGAACUCAUAAAAGGGUAGCGAUGGCGUACUUUAGGAACGAUUUUGACGAACUGCUGGUUGUUGCUUGUUACUUGUCAGAGUUAAAUUGGUAUGAAAAACGUAGCUGUGAUGGUUUUUGCUGGUCGGAAUGUUGCCACACCCUUAAAAAGCCAAUUGACGAAUGACUUAACAGGUCUGCAGAGAGCCGUCACAUAAAAAUAUCAAAGAAUGGCGCCGUUAGAAGUUGCAGUCACAACAACAAAAAAAACAACCAACCAAACAUCCAGCGCGAGUAAAGACACCAGACUAUCCGACCGGCUAGAUCUUUUGCUAGCAUGCUUGGGUUUGAAUGCUGCCACACCCAAGAAAGCCCAUGUGGUCAGAUUGAUAGCGGACAACAGGCAAAAUAGACUGACCAAUGACUGAGCAGGUCUUCAGAGAUACAUUACAUAACAACCUCAAAGAACGGCGUUGUUAGAAGUUGCAGUAACAACAACAAAAAAAAAACAACUAAACAUCCAGCGCGAGUAAAGACACCAGACUAUCCGACCGGCUAGAUCUUUUGCUAGCAUGCUUGGGUUUGAAUGCUACCACACCCAAGAAAGCCCAUGUGGUCAGAUUGAUAGCGGACAACAGGCAAAAUAGACUGACCAAUGACUGAGCAGGUCUUCAGAUAUACAUUACAUAACAACCUCAAAGAACGGCGAUGUUAGAAGUUGCAGAAACAACAACAAAAACAACCAACUAAACAUCCAGCGCGAGUAAAGACACCAGACUAUCCGACCGGCUAGAUCUUUUGCUAGCAUGCUUGGGUUUGAAUGCUACCACACCCAAGAAAGCCAAUGUGGUCAGAUUGAUAGCGGACAACAGGUAAAAAUAGACUGACCAAUGACUGAGCAGGUCUUCAGAGAUACAUUACAUAACAACCUCAAAGAACGGCGAUGUUAGAAGUUGCAGUAACAACAACGAAAAAAAACAACCAAACAUCCAGCGCGAGUAAAGACACCAGACUAUCCGUUGAGGACAAAGACCGGCUAGAUUUUUUGCUAGCAUGCUUGGGUUUGAAUGCUACCACACCCAAGAAAGCUAAUGUGGUCAGAUUGAUAGCGGACAACAGGUAAAAAUAGACUGACCAAUGACUGAGCAGGUCUUCAGAGAUACAUUACAUAACAACCUCAAAGAACGGCGGAUCAAAAAAAAAAAAAACGACUGAACAUCGACACCCGGCAAUGUAAAAGAUCCUUUCCAGGUUUUCUGACUUCUGGUUUUUGCUAGCAUGCUUCGACUUGACCCAAUAAUGCGGUCAGAAAGAUACAGGACUACUGACAAAACAGCACAUCUGCAGAGAGAUAUCGACAUAAAACCUCAAAGACGUGCUGCUAUUAUUUGUCAGUCUGGUCCCUCGAUAAAAUCUCCAAAAACUGAACAUCAUCCACAAGCAAAGACAUCCAGCAAUGAAAAAAAAGACUAUCCCUUAAGGAGAAACACAACCAGUCCCUCCAGCUUUGCCCGAUGCGUCUCAGUUUUACCUCCUUUUCAAACAACUCCGAGAAGCAUUGAACUCCCGCCCUGGUGAAAAAAAAAGAAAUAAAAAAAUCCGAGUGCGCUACAUCAAGACGGUAAAUAGGUGUCACAUUUGUGCUUCCGUCGACAAACAAGAGAACGGUAUUUGGUUUAUUUGUUUCCGCGCUUCUCAAAAUAUCUCCAACCCCGGCUGGGCUCCCUUAUGGGAACAUUAAGGCAAAGACCCGUCUUAUCUGAAGUGUCUGUCACAGACCCGACGUGAGCUUUUACCGUGGGGAGGGGCUCACGUCUUUCACUAUCAAGACAUCUGCACAUGAUAAUAGAUUUAAAUAGGGUCAACUAUAUUCAAGACAUUUUUUUUGUUGCUUUUCUAAAUGACGCUGUGUUAGCCAAAGAGGACGAUCUCUUUGAAAAGGAUUACAUUAGAGAUAAAUCUAUUUUUAUACAUACAAAGGAACAAGACCUUGUGCUGAAUUUUUACAGAUUCUUAAGCUUGGGGAAAAAAAAAAAAUUGGGACAUCGCAUGGCUUUACUUUAAACCCUCUGAUGUUUGCAGCGCAAGGGGUGGUGGUGGUGGGGGGGACUCGAGCAUGCGGUGUUCGGGUGGGGAUCGAGGGAAAAAGACGGGGUGGGCAGAGGAACACUAUCGCAGAACAACUUAAACCACUCGCCCGUGACGAACUUGACAGCGAAGACAAAAAAAGAAGUGAAUCUGAUGUAAACAAAUAGGUCAAGCUCAACAGUUGAGGGGGGGAGGGGGGGUAGCAAUGACUCAUGCAUCUACGCUUUUGACUGCAUCUCUCGUCCUCAACUUGUACGCAGUGUUGCUGCGGUGAGACCAUCUCAUUGCCCACGAGCUGACAAACUGACGGGGAAACAGAUUGAAAGCGACAAUACGGCUUUUUGCUGAGCACGAUCCUUUUAGAUAGAUUUGCAUUUUUUCUGCCAAAGAGUUUGCUUUGCAAGUCAGUGUAACUUUAAUAUCCCCUGAUUCAUUGCUGUACAAAUCUGUUAUUGAUGGCGUAAGGACCCCUCUGUGUUUUUUUUAAGUUCUUACGUUUUGAACGCGUAUCAUUUACUAAAUUAAUUUUAAUAUCGGGCCUCUAUCCAACGUUGUAGGCCGAUAUCGGGCCUCUAUCCGGCGUUGUAGGCCGAUAUCGGGCCUCUAUCCGGCGUUGUAGGACGAUAUAUCGGGCCUCUAUCCAACGUUGUAGGCCGAUAUCGGGCCUCUAUCCGGCGUUGUAGGCCGAUAUCGGGCUUCUAUCCGGCGUUGUAAGCAGUUAUCGAGCCGAUUUUCAGCAUUGUAGGUCGAUAUCGAGCCGAUUUUCACCAUUGUAGGCCGAUAUCGGGCCAAUAUCCAGCGUUGUAGGCCGAUAUCGGGCCGAUAUCCAGCGCUGUAGGCCAAUAUCGAGCCGAUUUUCACCAUUGUAGGCCGAUAUCGAGCCGAUUUUCACCAUUGUAGGCCGAUAUCGGGCCGAUAUCCAGCGCUGUAGGCCAAUAUCGGGCCGCUAUCCAGCGCUGUAGGCCGCUACCGGGCCGCUAUCCGGCAUUGUAGACCGAUAUCGAGCCGAUUUUCAGCGUUGUAGACCGAUAUCGAGCCGAUUUUCAGCGUUGUAGACCGAUAUCGAGCCGAUUUUCAGCGUUGUAGGCCGAUAUCGAGCCGAUUUUCAGCGUUGUAGGCCGAUAUCGGGCCAAUAUCCACCGUUGUAGGCCGAUAUCGGGCCAAUAUCCACCGUUGUAGGCCGAUAUCGGGCCUAUUUCCACCGUUGUAGGCCGAUAUCAGGCCUAUUUCCACCGUUGUAGGCCGAUAUCGGGCCUAUUUCCACCGUUGUAGGCCGAUAUCGGGCCUAUUUCCAGCGCUGCAGGCCGAUAUUUUCUUUCUUCUUCUAAGUUCUUACGUUUUGAACGCGUAUCAUUUACUAAAUUAAUUUUAAAAAGCCCUGAUGCUGAAACAUCGCGGCGAGCAAAUCCCAUUUACACACAGAUGGUGAACGCUAAAGAGUCACAAAUCUUAUCACAUCUCGACAAAAGGAACAAUAUUUGAUCCAAGACACUUUCCCCCAACAUUUCUAUCAUCUGCUUUGUCCCACGACCGAUCUGACCCUUAAAAGUAUUCAGUCUUUCGAUGUCGCUGCUUCAUCUACUGCUAAUAAGGCUAAUCUCGCAGCCAAACACCAGUGGGAGCCAUGUUAGAAACCAGUCCACCAACAAAUAAAACGACCGGUCUACAUCACCCAUCAUGUAUACAUCCCAGGAGAAACAGGAAACAGUACCACCACACUGCUUGAGCGACAACAAUAAUCAUUUAAAAAGAAAAAGACAAAAAAACUUUCCUAUGGAACAGUAAGUGCAAUGUGCUUUGUUUUUAUAUUGACUGAGAACAAAUGAUAUAUAUUUUUUAAAAAAGAAAUUAAACGUCACACUGAAAAAGGUCUGCGGAAUAGCGAAAAGGAAGUAAAAAAAAAACAGAAAAAGACAAAAAAAAAACGACAGCGAGGGAAGAGAUCAGACGCGAGCGGGCUCGUUAGGCGAAAUCAAACGAGAGCUCUGAUCUGUAAAUUUCCAUAACGACCUCCUCAGCCCCUAAUUUGUGCUCUGACCAUGCAAAUUGUCUGACUUUAAUAGAGCAAUCCUCAGUGACCUUGAAAGGAAUACUGUCUAAUAUAUCAUCAGUUUUUUAGCCCAUGUCAACUUCAAAUCUCUUUUUUCUUCCUUCCUUCCUGUAAUUUAUUGAUUUCAUUGACAUAUCAGGACUCACUUGUUGAAUUAGUGUAUUUGUGUUGUUGAUGUUGCCAUAGAGAACACACAUGGGUCAAGAUUAUGUUCGGUUGCAUUUGAUUGGGUACGCUUUGUUACUUUCCUUCCAUUAUCAAAUUAGUUGCAGUUUUUUACAGUGUAUGCAGAUUUUAGACUUAGUUAGAUUCUUUUCUUUCAAUCAAACUGUGUUUCGAUUGUGUUUGUAAAAGUCUGUGGUAGCUUUUGUUGCAACAUAAAAAUAAUUUAAACAGAAAAAAUUCAAAAUAGCGCCAACAAACUUGUAUUAUUUGGGCGACUUUAAGCUUGUAGUUUUAACUUAUUGUUAACUUAAAAAAAACUAUUUAUUAUGAUUAUUAUUAUUAUUAUUGCCUCGUAUAAAGUAUGUUUUGUGUAUAUUUAUGGUUUAUUUCGUUAUAUUUGCAAGGUUAAAAAGAUUUUUUAAGUUUUUUGCCAAAAUUGUGGUUACACCAUUUCGUUUCUUGAAGAAAAAAAAAAGGGAAAAGGGGGGGGUUGCAAAUAGAAAAACAGCUUUAGAAGUACGAUUUGGAAAACGUUCUCCAUAGUCAAAGAAUGCACUGCUAUAUUUAACUAACUGAAGUGUAUACACAUACAUGCUGUGUGCUAGAUGUUAUGCCUUUACUGCCUGUGUUCUGUUUGUCUUGUUCAAUGAAAAUCUUUUAAUUAUUUAAUCUAAUCACAGUCUUGUUUUUUCAACCGCUCGGCGAGCCCCUGAGACAUGGGACAGCACCCCCCAGGAGAAGGGGAAGGGGGGUUGUCCCGCACAAGAUGCUUUCCUGCUCAUGCUUAAUGGGUCUUCUUUAAAAAAAAAAAAAAAGGGAAACGGAGUCAAGAGUUGGGUUUAAUAAUGAUAAGCAAGCGGGAAGGUGUUCUUGUUUGAAAAAGGGGGGGAGGCGAGCGGUCCUUCUGUUUCUCAACCAACUGUAUUUUGUGUCUAUUUAUUUAGAAGAGGGGACGCAGUAUACUUAGCGAUGUUUUUCUUACAUUUUUCCUGGAAUGGUAGAACAAAUCAAAAUCGAUCAAAAGUAGUGGGAAUACAAAAAAAAAAAAAACACUCACACUUCCAGACAUGACCAAACGAGCAAUGAGAAACACUCAAAGAGAUCAAAGAAGAAGAAAAAAAAAUACAAAUAAAACCUUUCAGUUUAGUCUAGGAUAUUUACUACUGGGAUUUCAGCUGAAGACGCUUGAAGACUUUUUCAUGGAAUUGUUUGAUUAUUUGUACUUUACAUGCCAGAAAAAAAUAAAAGUUACAAAUAUGA